GAAGAGGAGGAAAAAAGAAGAAAGAAACAAGAAGAAGAAGAGGAGGAGGAGUGGGGAGCAGUCCCGGCGACCCCCACCCCCCGGAGCGGGGCACCCCUGCAGCAGGUUUCCUGUGAAGAGCAAGGUGUGUGAACCAGCUGCAGGAUUUGGGGAGGCAAGAGAGGAAACUGGAGAAAGGAGGAUGGAGCUUCAGACUCUACAGGAGGCCCUAAAAGUGGAAAUUCAAAUUCACCAGAAACUGGUUGCUCAAAUGAAGCAAGACCCACAGAAUGCAGACUUGAAGAAACAGCUCCAUGAACUCCAGGCCAAAAUCACCUCCCUGAGUGAGAAGCAGAAACUCGUAGUGGAGCAGCUUCGGAAGAAUCUCAUAGUGAAACAGGAACUCCCAGACAACAGAUUCCUUAUCCAACCUCUGCUACAGCUAGAAAGCAAACCGCCAACACCACAAGUGCAGCCGCAGCCACACCAGAUACAGCUGCAACAAUUCCAACCGCAGCAGCUUUCCCAGACAUCUGCAUCACCUCUUCCAGGCCUGAGUGGCGCACAGAAGACUGUGGCAACAGCCUCUAUGAUCACGGCAAAGACUCUACCUCUCGUGCUGAAGGCCGCAGCAGCGUCCAUGCCCACUUCUGUACUGGGGCAAAGACCAACCAUCGCCAUGGUGACUGCCAUAAACAGCCAGAAAGCAGUCAUCGGUUCUGACAUACAAAGCGCCGCAAUCAACCUGCAGACAUCUAACAAGAUCACCAGUCAGGGAACGGAGACAUUUCAGAUAGUGGCAAAAAAUGCUGUUACUUUGCAGGUCCAGGCAACAACCUCUCAGACUAUCAAAGUUCCCCAGUUCAUCCCACCUCCUCGGCUGACUCCUCGUCCAACAUUUCUUCCACAAGUGCGGCCAAAACCAGCAGCACAAAACAACAUUCCCAUUGCCCCUGCUCCUCCCCCCAUGCUGGCAGCCCCUCAGCUCCUCCAGCGGCCAGUUAUGCUGACGACAAAGCUAACGUCCACCUCCCAGAACUCUAUCCAUCCUGUGCGCAUUGUAAAUGGGCAACCCACAGCCCUUUCCAAAGCCUUCCCCACAGCACAGCUCACCAGUAUCGUGAUCGCUGCACCGGGCACAAGGCUGGCAGCUCCACAGACUCUGCAGCUUCCAAAACCAAACCUGGAGAAGCAGACAAUUAAAACUCAGGUGGAAACCGAGAAACCAACUGAAAGCAGUACAACAAUACCACCUGCCACAAAGCCAAAGCGAGAGGAAAACCCACAGAAACUCGCCUUCAUGGUGUCACUAGGAUUGGUAACGCACGACCACUUAGAAGAAAUUCAAAGUAAAAGGCAAGAAAGGAAAAGAAGAACGACCGCCAACCCGGUGUACAGCGGGGCAGUAUUUGAACCAGAGCGUAAGAAGAGUGCAGUGACGUACCUGAACAGCACAAUGCAUCCGGGAACACGGAAGAGAGGUCGUCCUCCCAAAUACAACUCGGUCCUGGGUUUGAGCGCACUGCCACCCACCUCCCCUCCAUCCAGUCAUCCUGAUUCCCCUGAAAGCGAAAAGACACAGAUCACAUGUAGUUUCCCUGCAAGUGUCCUGCCUGUCUCCCUGCCUAAUCCUUAUUCCACAGACGCUGAUAUCCAUGAGGAUUUUUGCAGCGUCUGCAGAAAGAGCGGACAGUUACUGAUGUGCGACACAUGUUCACAUGUAUACCACCUGGACUGUUUGGAACCUCCUCUGAAUUCCAUUCCAAAGGACAUGUGGAUAUGUCCCAAAUGCCAAGACCAGAUGCUGAAAAAGGAGGAAGCGAUUCCGUGGCCGGGAACCUUAGCCAUUGUCCACUCGUAUAUAGCGUAUAAAGCAGCAAAAGAAGAAGAGAAGCAGAAAUUACUGAAGUGGAGCACAGACCUGAAACAGGAGCGAGAGCAACUAGAGCAGAAAGUAAAGCAGCUAGGCAGCUCCAUAACAAAAUGUAUGGAAAUGAAGAACAGCAUCUUGUCCCGGCAAAAAGACAUGCACAGCUCUCUGGACAAAGUGAAACGUCUUAUCCGGCUAAUUCAGGAUAUUGACCUCACCAAACCUAUUAACUCAGAGGUGACCUCUAACCACAGCCAGGACUGCACUGCUACUGCCAACAGCCCCCUUCCCGACCCCAUGCCAGUCACAGCCUCCUUCCCUUCACCCACCUGUGUCCAGAACUGCAACCAGACAGAAGAGACUAAGUGAUUCCCCCCUUCUCAUCAGCGAGGGUACCAUGGAAAGACGAGCAGCGUCUGAACGUUUCCUGGGAGAGACUGGACCAUAACCAUCCCAGGACAGGGACGUAAGCACUGGAGUUUUGCCAAUCAACCUUUUAUUCUGUGUGUUCCACGUGUGAGCUGACAUGUCCUGCCAGCACCAUGCCAAGUGACAAACAGAAAACAAAUCUAUAACUUUACUCUCUAUCUUACACCAGUGUGUGCCUGCAGCAGCCUCCGCAGCAACCAUAGAUAUCAAUCUUUAUUUUUUCUUUAUUUGCUAUUUUCUUAAGGUGGAUACGUGGAAGUGGCGAGCUCCAGAGGACGCCUCCUUCUGCAGACCUUACGUUACGCUAGGGCAGGGGGGGGGGGGGAGAGGGAGGGGGAUCAUACGUGUACCAGUCCAAAGGCUUGGAAAAUUUCCCUGUCUACUAAACUCAGUGUGAUGUACCAAAAAAACAAAACAAAAAAAAACCAACAAUCUAAAAUUAUAUACUUGACUUUGAAUGCCUGGAAGCAGAGCAAGUGCGGAGCCGGGAGAAGUAAAGUGUGCUGAGUCAGUAUUUAAAGUUCGUCGUGUGAUAUUCCGAAGCUGGGACGGGGGGCACCUGUCGCAGGCGUAUACGCAGAUGGGGGUGCCCUUUCCUGGCUGGCGGUGUACAAAUAGGUAGACAAAUGUUUGGUGUCUUUUUUUUUUUUUUUUUUUCUGUCAAACUAUGUGCCAGCAUCUUAUUAAGAAAUGGGAAUUGGUAAUUUUACCAACAUAAUUAAAUAAUGGCUUAAAAAAAAAAUGGGAAAAAAAAAUUGAAAGGAGAAAAAAAAAAAGUAUUAGUAAAGCCGAUUAGACUGUCCUGGGUCUCCAAGGAAACACAAGGUGUGUUUCUUUGUCGUCUUCUGGCUGCAGAGCCCUGAUGUUUCGCAGGAGUCGGGCGCGUUCCAGAUCACCACUGUUGCGGUGGGCAGACGAUUAUCUGGGACUGUUUUUAAAACGCAGGGAGUUGCUUGAACGUCUGUGAAUAUUUAAGGGUGUGUUUUGUUUUGUUUUUCUCCCGUUUUAGUGAAUCAAGGAGGCCCAAGUACAAAAUAUUACAUACAAGUCUUCCUAGUGUUGCUAGAAUGGUAAGAUAAUACAGACAUUCAUGUGCACUUUUCAUUGGAUUUCGAUAUACAAGGUUUUUUAUGCAUUCUGUUCCUUGUGGCCACUGGUGAUUGGCACAGACCUUUUAGGCCACUGAUUGGGUUGCCUGAUUGGCCAGUAUUAAUAGACUGGUCUGAUAAAUAUAAUAUACAAUAUAUUUUCACAUCUUGCAAGGCAUUAAUCUCUCCAAUAGUGAGACAUUACUUUGAGAAGGAUGCCCUGCUGCCCAGCCACAAAGUACACUUCAGUUGGAAAGUGCUACUGGUUCCCAUUCAGUGUUAAUGUCUCACCGUGGAAGGGUUUAAUAUGUUCGGAAUACUGAGCUUUUCCGAUUUUUGGAUUGUUUCUGCUUUCUAAAAUGUCCAUGUGCCACGGCCUUUGUGGUCGCUAAGAACUGACAGGAGAACCACUGGAUAGCCAGGGGCUUGCAUCUCCCAUACAAUGCUUAUACUUUUAGUCCGUCGUCAUGAAUUGGUACUCGGGUGUGAGGGUUGUUUUUCACAUGAUCGUGGGGAACCCAUUAUAGCAAAUCUAUACACAUUAGAACAAAGUCUCUGUCGCCAACAGACCUGAAAAUCUCGCCUUCCAGGAUGCAGCGUGUUGCUCCCAAUCCAUUGUAAUCGCUUUGUUUACAUAUUACUGUAUUUUGAAUUUUUUAUGAAUUUGGCUUAAAAAAAAAACCGAUACCAUGUUUAGUCUGUGGAACACAGAUUAUUAUAAUAUUUUUUAUUUUAUUUCCUGUUCUAUUUAACAUUGUAAUCCCUAACAACAGGGGUUGGGAGUCUGAUCACUACAGUACCCAGCAUAGCUGUAAAUUCUGCCCGCUGCUUACAAGCGUCAUUAGCACAACAGUCCCGAGUAUGGUGCAUAUUGAAUGCACAAGUCCCACCGGAAUAAAUUGAUGAGAUUCCUGUAAUAAUUUGGCUCCUCAGGGGGGGUUAACAGAUAGCCCGUGAUCAGGUCCAACUUUAUACAUAUAGUACGCUUGCACCAAAUCUAGGAUUCCUUUUUUUUUUGCUAGGUUUCUUAGGAUCCUCAGAUUUGGUGCAUCCAUGCUUGUAUCUAGGUUGGAUCCUCAGAUGAUUUGGUGCAUCCAUGCUUGUAGCUAGGUUGGAUCCUCAGAUGAUUUGGUGCAUCCAUGCUUGUAGCUAGGUUGGAUCCUCAGAUGAUUUGGUGCAUCCAUGCUUGUAGCUAGGUUGGAUCCUCAGAUGAUUUGGUGCAUCCAUGCUUGUAGCUAGGUUGGAUCCUCAGAUGAUUUGGUGCAUCCAUGCUUGUAGCUAGGUUGGAUCCUCAGAUGAUUUGGUUCAUCCAUGCUUGUAGCUAGGUUGGAUCCUCAGAUGAUUUGGUGCAUCCAUGCUUGUAGCUAGGUUGGAUCCUCAGAUGAUUUGGUUCAUCCAUGCUUGUAGCUAGGUUGGAUCCUCAGAUGAUUUGGUGCAUCCAUGCUUGUAGCCAGGUUGGAUCCUCAGAUGAUUUGGUGCAUCCAUGCUUGUAGCUAGGUUGGAUCCUCAGAUGAUUUGGUGCAUCCAUGCUUGUAGCUAGGUUGGAUCCUCAGAUGAUUUGGUGCAUCCAUGCUUGUAGCUAGGUUUUGGCCAAAGGAAGUAGAUAAUUGCAGAUACAUUUAGUUACAUGUGCAUUUCCAUCUUCUUUCUCUCACACUCUCUUGGGCAAAAUACCCACGGAAAAGCCCUGUGAGGCAGAACAUUUCUACGAGAGCUCCCUCCACAGGAAUGGAUGCAGUGAGCACGGUCAAAAGUGCCUUAUUGCAUUACCCUAUCAUUGCAAACUGCAAGCUUCAUAAAGAUCCCCUCCUGCUUAACAUGGAUGUUUGGCUUCCUAUCCCUUUAGCAUAUAAGUCACAGCAGCCGCCCGUAUAAGUUAAGCAGUUGCUGAAUAUAUUGCUUAGUAUUUCUCGGAUUGUGGACACCACUGGAUAGAUCUGAUGUAACGUCUAAGGGUAUUUCGUUUUUUUUUUUUAUGUGAAAUUGGGUCUUCCGACAUGUUCUUUCCCUCCCCCGUCUGAUGAACAGUUUGCAAUGCAUGCUCCCUCGGUACUAAAAUAUAUAAUCUUGUUAUAUUGAGAAAGUAUUGCCAGUGGUCAGUUUGUGGCUGCCACUCUUCUUCUUACGGUGGCUCCAUCAAACACACACACAUCGUGAAGGUAGCCAUUGCUUGAGCUUAUCCAAUGUUCAUCCACUAGGAACUAGCGGCAUCACUAUGUAAGUUCUUAGGCUGCUUUCUCUACUGCGCAUAGCCGACGGGUACUUCAUUUAGUGAUAAAGCUAUCGGAAACAUUAAGUUCUCAUUCACGACAACAGCACCCUUUAAGAAUGAGCCUCUUUAAAAAGCUUUCGGUGGACAAGAGGCCCAGAGCCAUGGCUCCGCAGAAGCUUCGCCCUCUUACGGCUUUAACAUGUUUUGUUAAUCGGGUAUCUCCGCUGCGAACUCUGUAAGACUCUGGUAUGGACGGGAAAAAAAAUGCUUUAUAGAACCUGUGAGCUUGUGGCCAAGAGAAGCUUACAGCGCAGGUCAAUCCUUUCUUAAUACAGUGUUAGUGGGGCAGUUCUCCCCUGCUCUAACCAAUAUCCCUUUCCAAUGAAAUGCAGGGGCUCUUAAUGGAUCAUAUAGGAAGUCAAAUGUUUCCUAGUCAACCAAUGUGAAGAGUUAGCGGUGUUUGUUAAUGCUGUAGAACCAAGCAUCUGCCCAAGCGUGUAUCUGUCCUUCUGACUCCAUAUAUGAGCAGUGUCACUAACCUCAGUAUCCCAAUCCUGCGUUCCGCUACAGAUUUUCGUGACCUUGUUUACAUUGCGGUAGCCCCUUUGUUCUCAGCCUAGGAGCAAUAGUUAAAAAAUAAUAAAAUACAGAAGACUUCCAGCUAGUGUCUGGUAUACAUAUACUCUCACACUCUGCUCUGUGAGGGAAAACUCACAUCUCUUGUGCUGCAUUUUAGGGUUAAAAAUAAUCCGUCAAAUGUCAAUAUCAUAACGAAGAAAAUAUUGUAACAUACCUUUUUUUCUAAAGAAAAAAAAUUGUAUAAUUAUGUUUUCGUAUGGAAUUGAGAGGCGUACCUUAUCUAUUGUACUGGGAACUUUUUUUCUUUUUUUUUUCUUUUUCUUUUUUUUUUUAAAUAUACAUUAUAUUUUUUUUUUCCAAGCCCAAUGGUAGUGAAUUGCAAAUCCUCUGCCUUCUCUCUGUAAAAUUGGAAGUCUGUGUUUUCAGUUUUGGUAAAACUGUGCUUAGAAUUUAGGGAACUGAUAGGGCUGGGUGGGAGGGGGGUGAACACAGAGCGUCUGAUCAAUUUGUAUCUAUUUAUUUUAACAUUUUUAUUAAAUAAAACUGAAUGAAAACUG
Messenger RNA from Pseudophryne corroboree (corroboree frog), 6714 nucleotides. RefSeq names its product PHD finger protein 21A (gene PHF21A). Gene Ontology annotation, biological process: negative regulation of transcription by RNA polymerase II. The record is from RefSeq and is a predicted model, not a curated record. Gene Ontology annotation, molecular function: chromatin binding. The transcript has 17 exons. Lineage: Eukaryota; Metazoa; Chordata; Amphibia; Anura; Myobatrachidae. Gene Ontology annotation, cellular component: histone deacetylase complex. Bases 182 to 2218 code for a protein of 678 amino acids.